AUGAAUGUGCAGGAUGGUAUUAAUGCUGCUGUUUCGGUGCUCGUUUCGGUGCUAAUAGUGAUAGUGUUGGUUUGUUUAGGUUGGUAUCUGGUCUGGAAGUUGUUUCUCUCCCGGUUCAAGCUGGUCCGCGAGCUGCUUGGCAUUGCUCAGUCGAACGAACAUUCGCCAGCACACACCUUGAGCAAGGAUUACUCAACGGCGGGUAGUGCUGUCGGCGGUAUUGGAAGCAGUAACAGCUUUAACAACUUAAAUACCGAUAAUAGGACACGGUCGUCCCGGAAGGUGCGAAGAGAUUAG
Anopheles marshallii is the source of this 297-nucleotide messenger RNA. RefSeq names its product small integral membrane protein 13. The transcript has 2 exons. The record is from RefSeq and is a predicted model, not a curated record. Lineage: Eukaryota; Metazoa; Arthropoda; Insecta; Diptera; Culicidae. Bases 1 to 297 code for a protein of 98 amino acids.